GUCCUGCUUCCCAUUGAGUGCGAGCGGACCGAGGACAGUUAGUUCUAAUCCCCUGUCGUUGCCUCCUGAGCUAUCUGGAAUGGCUGCCUCUUUCACUCGGCUGGUGGGCAAUGCGCCCAAAAGGCUCUGCCUCCGCCCCUCCACUCUGUCGAGAAACACGACACUCCCCCGAACUCGCUCGAUAGCUACCUCGCUUUCUCGUCGCGCGGCCGAGCCGACUAGCUACCAGGCCACCCGGCUGGUGCCCACCGACCCGACGUUUGCGCACCUGGCCAACAAGGGAGCUCCCGAGGUCCCCGAAGAGGCUGCUGCCCUCGAGUCUGAGGUCGAGGGCGUCAACCGCAAGAUCCGCCACUACACUGUCAACUUUGGACCCCAGCAUCCUGCCGCCCACGGUGUGCUUCGGUUAAUUCUGGAGCUCAAUGGCGAAGAGAUCAUCCGUGCCGACCCGCACGUUGGUCUGCUGCACCGUGGAACGGAGAAGUUGAUCGAGUACAAGACCUACAUGCAGGCGUUGCCUUACUUUGAUCGAUUGGACUAUGUCUCCAUGAUGACCAAUGAGCAAUGUUAUUCGCUGGCGGUCGAGAAGCUGCUCAACAUUGAAAUUCCCGACAGAGCCAAGUUCAUCCGUACACUGUUCGGCGAGAUCACUCGUAUCCUCAACCAUCUCAUGUCUAUUCUGUCGCACGCUAUGGACGUUGGUGCUUUGACUCCUUUCCUGUGGGGUUUCGAGGAGCGUGAGAAGCUCAUGGAAUUCUAUGAGCGCGUUUCCGGUGCCCGUCUUCACGCCGCCUAUGUUCGUCCUGGCGGUGUGUCCCAGGAUAUUCCUCUCGGUCUUCUCGAUGAUAUCUACCAAUGGGCCACCCAGUUCGGCGACCGUAUCGACGAGACCGAGGAGUUGUUGACGGACAACCGGAUCUGGAAGGCCAGAACCCAGGGUGUGGGUGUCGUCAGCGCCGCGGAGGCCCUGAACAUGAGUUUCAGCGGUGUGAUGCUGCGUGGAUCCGGUGUGCCUUGGGAUAUCCGCAAGUCCCAGCCGUACGACGCGUAUGACCAGGUCGAGUUUGACGUCCCCGUCGGUGUCAACGGCGACUGCUACGACCGCUACCUCUGCCGGAUGGAGGAGUUCCGCCAGUCUCUCCGUAUCAUCCACCAGUGCUUGAACAAGAUGCCCGCCGGCCCCGUCCGCGUGGAGGACUACAAGAUCAUGCCCCCGCCCCGUGCGGCGAUGAAGGAGAACAUGGAGGCGCUGAUCCACCAUUUCCUGCUCUUCACCAAGGGCUACACCGUGCCUCCUGGUGAGACCUACUCCGCCAUCGAGGCGCCCAAGGGCGAGAUGGCUGUGUUCCUUGUCAGCGAUGGCAGCGAGCGGCCGUAUCGUUGCAAGAUCCGUGCUCCUGGGUUUGCCCACCUUGGCGGCUUUGACCAAAUUGCUCGCGGCCACUUGCUGGCUGAUGCCGUCGCCAUCAUUGGUACCAUGGAUCUCGUGUUCGGUGAAGUCGACCGGUAAAACACUGUACAGAUGGACGGCUCGGCUGCUGAACCCAAACUUGUUUCACUUAGAUCAGUCAAAACGCAGAGACGGAGGGGGAAGAAAAUAGAGAGCUUCCGUGUGUGUACUAUGAGCAGCGCAGCGGCUGGCUGUAACAUUUUACCCUGAUAAUGGCGUUUUCUUAUGUUUUUCAUUCGUUCGAGCUUUUUUUUUUUCUUCUU
Molecule: messenger RNA, 1713 nt
Organism: Penicilliopsis zonata CBS 506.65
Lineage: Eukaryota; Fungi; Ascomycota; Eurotiomycetes; Eurotiales; Aspergillaceae
Exons: 3
Coding region: 80-1510 (476 amino acids)
Biological process (GO): mitochondrial electron transport, NADH to ubiquinone
Molecular function (GO): NAD binding; quinone binding; NADH dehydrogenase (ubiquinone) activity
Source: RefSeq, a predicted model, not a curated record